AUGCUGGGCAUGUACGUGCCGGAUAGGUUCGCCCUGAAGUCGUCCCGGGUGCAGGACGGGAUGGGGCUCUACACGGCCCGCAGAGUGAAGAAGGGUGAAAAGUUUGGCCCCUUUGCAGGGGAGAAGCGAAUGCCGCAGGAAGUGGAUGAGAGCACAGACUGCAGGCUCAUGUGGGAAGUUCGUGGGAGCAAAGGCGAGGUCCUUUAUAUCCUGGAUGCCAGCAACCCACGCCAUUCGAACUGGCUGCGCUUUGUCCACGAGGCUCCAUCCCAGGAACAGAAGAACCUGGCAGCCAUCCAGGAGGGGGAAAAUAUUUUCUAUCUGGCUGUGGAAGAUAUUGAAACAGACACAGAACUUCUGAUUGGCUACUUGGACAGUGACAUGGAAGAAGAGGAGGAGGAGGAGGAAGAAGUGACUGUUAUCCAGGAAGAUGAAGACAGUGGCAGCAAUAAAGAAGUUCAGCCAGCUGGUGAAAAAAUUGCAGAUCCCCUCACCUGUAAACAGGACCACGCAUGCCCAAACUGUGAAUCCAGUUUUGCCAGCCAGGAGAUCCUAGCUGAGCAUCUGCAGACUUUGCACCAAAAACCCAGUGAGGAAAAGGAAUUUAAGUGCCGAAAUUGUGGAAAGAAAUUCCCUGUUAAGCAAGCUCUACAAAGACAUUAUGAGCAGCACAAGGAGGCAUGCAGAGGAGAUGCCAGGUUCAUAUGCAAGGCAGAUAGCUGUGGGAAGAGGUUCAAGAGCAAGGAUGCCCUGAAAAAACACAAAGAAAAUGUUCACAGUGGAAAUUCUAGGAAGAAGCUGAUGUGUUCAGUGUGCAAUAAGAAAUGUUCCUCAGCAGCAAAUCUCCAGGAGCAUCGAAAGGUCCAUGAGAUCUUUGAAUGUCAAGAAUGCGACAAGAAAUUCAUUUCGGCGAACCAGCUGAAGCGCCACAUGAUAACUCAUUCAGAAAAACGCCCCUACACCUGCGAGGUUUGCAAUAAGUCCUUCAAACGACUUGAUCAAGUGACUGCACACAAAAUAAUACACAGUGAAGAUAAACCUUAUAAAUGCAAGCUUUGUGGAAAGGGAUUUGCCCACAGAAAUGUUUACAAGAAUCACAAGAAGACCCAUUCUGAAGAGAGACCGUUCCAGUGUGAGGAAUGCAAAGCCUUGUUCCGAACCCCCUUCUCUCUACAAAGACAUCUGUUAAUCCAUAACAGUGAGAGGACCUUCAAGUGUGAUCAUUGUGAUGCCACUUUCAAAAGAAAGGACACAUUAAAUGUUCAUAUUCAAGUUGUACAUGAUGGACAUAAGAAAUACAAGUGUGACCUGUGUGACAAAGCUUUUGUGACACCCUCAGUCCUGAAGAGCCAUAAGAAAACUCACACAGGAGAAAAAGAGAAGAUUUGCCCGUAUUGUGGACAGAAGUUUGCAAGCAAUGGAACACUGAGAGUUCACAUUCGAAGCCAUACAGGUGAGCGUCCUUACCAGUGUCCCUACUGUGACAAAGCUUUCAGCAAGAACGAUGGCUUGAAGAUGCACAUUCGCACCCACACCAGGGAAAAGCCGUACCAGUGCUCGGAGUGUAACAAGGCUUUCAGUCAGAAGCGAGGCCUGGACGAGCACAUGAGGACCCACACCGGGGAGAAGCCCUUCCAGUGUGAUGUUUGUGACCUGUCCUUCAGCCUGAAGAAGAUGCUGAUCCGCCACAAGCUGACUCACAACCCCAAUCGCCCCAUGGCCGAGUGCCAGCUCUGCCACAAGAAGUUUACAAGGAAUGACUACCUCAAAGUGCACAUGGAAAAUGUCCAUGGAGAAACUGACAGCUAA
Molecule: messenger RNA, 1809 nt
Organism: Agelaius phoeniceus (red-winged blackbird)
Lineage: Eukaryota; Metazoa; Chordata; Aves; Passeriformes; Icteridae
Gene: PRDM5
Product: PR/SET domain 5
Biological process (GO): regulation of transcription by RNA polymerase II
Molecular function (GO): DNA-binding transcription factor activity, RNA polymerase II-specific; RNA polymerase II cis-regulatory region sequence-specific DNA binding; protein binding
Source: RefSeq, a predicted model, not a curated record